UUUCAACCCCACAUAAAGAUGAAUUUCCUUGGUUUGCAUAUUAUUACUAUCGGACUACUAGUGUUCUACGCCAAUGUCACUGCAACGACAGAACCAAAGCCCACUUUGUAUGUCUUUGGUGAUUCGAUGUCUGACAUUGGCAAAUUUGGGCAAUUGGUGUACGGGAUUGCACCAAGAUAUCCGUACUGGCAGUACAGAUUCUCGAGUGGCCCGUACAAUAUGGCUAUUGGAAUGUCAACUGCUAAUAGAACUCGCGGCUGGCACCUGUCCUUUGCUCCGACCCGUAUAUUGCCCUCAACACUCGACCAAAUACACAGCUUCAAGAGACUGACCUUGGACUUCAAACUACAGACGGUAUCCGCCAAAGACAUCGUUGUGCUGGAAAUUGGGGCAAACGACUACCUCUUUAUGCUUGACGAGAUAACCAGCGGCCGUACUAGCCCUGCAGAGUUUGCUCAUGAUCUUGUAUCCGAUGUCAAGCAGCAGGUUGGCCUUCUCCAACAAAUCGGAUUUUCGAACAUAGUAAUCACAAACCUGCCACUUAUGCAGUACAUGCCUGCUGCCCGCUACCUGGACUGCGAAGUUGUUACUGCCAGGGUAGUAGAAAGCUACAACAGCGAGCUUUCCCGGCAAUUCAGUAACUGGGCACAGGUGUCAGGGCUAAACUCAUUUAUUUCCAUUGAUAUGGCUAGAUUCUUUGAACUGGCAAUAAUGCCAAGCAUAUCCAGUGCCUUAGGUCUCGUCGACACAACAUCAUCCUGUGUGGGUGCAAAUAUCUUCAACUUGUUAGAGCCGUCCACCAAUAGGACAGAAGGGAUAAUGAAGUUAUUUAUCGACCCAUAGGAAAAUAUUCGGUGCAAGGAUCCUGGUACACACUUCUUUUUUGACAUUGCUCAUAUGAGUGAGCGCGUACACCGGCUUUUGGGGUAUUAUGCUGCGGAGGCUGUCUCUGCAGAAACACAUGGCCAGUCAUAUG
Linderina pennispora is the source of this 976-nucleotide messenger RNA. RefSeq lists its product as uncharacterized. Gene Ontology annotation, molecular function: hydrolase activity, acting on ester bonds. The transcript has 2 exons. Bases 19 to 843 code for a protein of 274 amino acids. Lineage: Eukaryota; Fungi; Kickxellomycota; Kickxellomycetes; Kickxellales; Kickxellaceae. The record is from RefSeq and is a predicted model, not a curated record.